Messenger RNA from Neodiprion fabricii, 2100 nucleotides. RefSeq lists its product as uncharacterized. The record is from RefSeq and is a predicted model, not a curated record. NCBI's taxonomy places the organism in Eukaryota, Metazoa, Arthropoda, Insecta, Hymenoptera, Diprionidae. Gene Ontology annotation, biological process: DNA integration; DNA recombination. The coding region runs from base 1 to 2100 and encodes 699 amino acids. Gene Ontology annotation, molecular function: DNA binding. The transcript is spliced from 3 exons.
AUGAGAUUGGAGCUACCGGAAGUCAAGAGAAAGAAAAUGGUAGCCGUGAUCGACGACUUUAGCCAUCGCAAGUUUUGUACAAUUCGGGAAUUCGCUCACCUCAUCGGGAAGUUAGUCGACUGUUGUCGCGCAAUUGAGUAUGGAUGGUUAUACACCAAGAGAUUCGAACGAGAAAAGUUCUUCGCCCUGUUAGUCAGCGGGGGGGAUUACGAUGCACAGCUCGAAUUAUCCGCAGAUUUGCAGAUCGAAUUCGAUUGGUGGAAACAAAAUAUUACAACGUCAUUUGGUCCGAUAAGAAGUUUUCGAUUUAUUAAGGAGAUUUACUCGGACGCGUCAAAAACGGGCUGGGGCGCGUAUUGUUGUAAUGAAGGCACACACGGUUUUUGGAGUGACACCGAAAGGGGGCUGCACAUUAACCAACUCGAACUAAUUGCCGUCUUUAUGGCCCUUACAUGUUUUGCAAGCGAAUUGUACGAUUGCGAAAUUUUACCAAGAAUCGAUAAUACGACAGCUAUUGCAUAUGUGAAUCGAAUGGGAGGAGUUCAAUAUGCCGCACUUCAAGGGAUAGCAAAAGAGAUUUGGCAAUGGUGCGAGUGUAGGAAAAUUUGGAUUUUCGCAUCUUACAUAGCGUCCAAGGAAAACGUCGAGGCCGAUAGGGAGUCGAGGAUAAAGAAUAUAGACACGGAAUGGGAACUGUCGAGUUGGGCAUACGAGAAAGUAAUUUCGGAAUUUGGCAAACCAAAAUUGGACCUGUUUGCAUCCAGGAUUAACGCGAAAUGUCAAUCUUAUUGUUCGUGGUACAGAGAUCCUGAUGUCUUAGCUAUUGACGCGUUCACGAUCAACUGGAAAUCGGAGUAUUUUUAUGCAUUUCCACCGUUCGCAUUGGUACUCAGGUUCCUUCGAAAAGUUAUCGCAGAUCGCGCCUGUGGGAUUGCGAUAGUGCCGAAUUGGCCUUCGCAACCAUGGUUCCCUAUAUUUAUGGACCUUCUCGUCUCUCCAGCAUCCAUCACAGAAAUCACUGGCUUGGAUUGCCGGGAAAUUGUCGGCGAAUCUUACCGCCGCAAGAAAUUCUCGGACUCAGUGAUCGAGACGUUGUUGGCUUCUCUCGCCGAGAGUACAUGGAAGCAGUACUCAGGACCUAUUAAGCUAUGGGCGAAUUUCUGUCGAGAGACGGAAACAGACAUUUACAAAGCGAGCGCGAACCGCAUUCUCGAAUUUCUGCAAAUGAGAUACGGUUCAGGAGCCUCCUAUGGCACAUUAAACGCGACGCGAUCGGCAAUCUCGUUUAUAUCGACGAACGACAUGACUAACGAUCGGAUUAUCAGUAGAUUUUUUAAAGGGAUUUUUCGGCUUAGACCAACGAAACCUCGAUACGACGAAACAUGGGACGUCGGCAUCGUACUUACGUACAUUGCGGACUUAUAUCCUCUCGAAUCAUUAAGCAAACAACAAUUGUCAGAGAGAUUAGUUACGCUGUUAGCUUUAGGUACGGCUCAUCGAGUACAAACUUUGUCGCUCAUGAGACUUGACAAUAUUUCUCACUCGGCACAGGGCUUCGAGAUAAGGAUCUCGGACAUCAUUAAAACGUCGAGACCAGGGGCUUUCCAGCCACUUUUGUUAUUGCCGUACUUUCGCGAACAGCCUAGACUGUGCAUAGCGAGCACGUUGAAGAGAUAUUCGGAAAUAACAAAACCACUCAGAGGCGAUUGCAGUAACGUACUGAUCACUUCGAGAAAACCCUUCAAAUCGGCGAGUACCCAGACAAUAAGUCGUUGGAUCCGGUCAGUGUUGGCAAAGAGCGGCAUAGGACCUGAGUUCACGGCGCACAGUACAAGGCACGCGUCUACGUCGGCUGCCUUGGCAAAGGGGUUGGAUAUUAGCGCGAUAAGAAAUACCGCGGGCUGGUCAAAGGACUCGCAGAUGACCGAAGGGCACAAGUUUCUGGCCCACAAGCACAUGAAAACAAAGGAGUUCCGGUUCGGUCUUCUUGUAAAAUCAACACUGUCAUUCCAAGAGAAUAGCAAGAUAACGACAACACCGAAAGCUCAGAGACAGAAUCACCAAUGGCGAAUUCAAAGAUUGGCUUAUGAAGUCUUAUAA